UAGGCUGGGCUAGGGAUGCCUAGACUGGACUGACCUCCGGGGAUUGAGUUGUAACCGAAGGAUGGCGAAUGUGCAGGUGGCCGUGAGGGUCCGGCCCCUCAACAAGCGGGAGACCAAAGAAGGGGGAAGAAUCAUUGUGGAAAUUGAUGACAAAGUGGCAAAGAUCAGGAAUUUAAAGGUGGAUGAUCGACCAGAUAGCUUUGGAGACUCCCGGGAGAAGGUUGUAGCAUUCAGCUUUGAUUAUUGCUACUGGUCAGUUAACCCAGAAGACCCUCAGUAUGCAUCUCAGGAUGUGGUGUUUCAAGACUUGGGGACUGAAGUACUCUCUGGAGCUGCCAGAGGCUACAACAUAUGCCUUUUUGCCUAUGGGCAGACAGGCUCUGGGAAGACUUAUACCAUGCUGGGGACCCCAGCCUCUGUUGGGCUUACACCACGGAUAUGUGAGGGUCUCUUCAUCAAGGAAGAAGACUCUGCCUCAUUGCCUUCCUCCUGUAGGAUAAAAAUAAGUUUCCUGGAAAUCUAUAAUGAACGGGUACGGGAUCUAUUGAAGCAAUCUAAUCAAAAGAAGUCCUAUACCCUGCGGGUCAGGGAGCAUCCAGAGAUGGGCCCCUAUGUGGAAGGUCUGUCUCAACAUGUAGUUACCAACUAUAAGCAAGUAAUUCAACUCUUGGAGGAGGGAAUAGCAAACAGAAUCACAGCAGCCACCCAUGUUCACGAGGCCAGCAGCAGAUCCCAUGCCAUCUUCACUAUCCACUACACUCAGGCAAUCCUGGAAAACAAUCUCCCAUCUGAGAUUGCUAGCAAGAUCAACCUUGUGGACCUAGCAGGCAGUGAAAAAGCAGAUCCCAGUUAUUGUAAAGACCGGAUUACUGAAGGAGCCAAUAUCAACAAGUCGCUUGUGACUCUGGGAAUCGUCAUUUCCACCUUAGCCCAGAACUCGCAAGUGUUCAGCAGCUGCCAGAGCCUCAAGAGCACAGCCAACACUGGUGGUGACAGUGGGAUUCCUGUCUCUCCUGGAACCAGCAGUAGAGGGGGAUCCUCUCAGAGGCAGUCUUAUAUCCCCUACCGAGACUCUAUGUUGACCUGGCUGCUGAAGGACAGCCUUGGUGGCAACUCAAAAACUAUCAUGGUUGCUACUGUAUCUCCUGCACAUACUAGCUACAGUGAGACCAUGAGCACACUGAGGUAUGCAUCGAAUGCCAAAAACAUCAUCAAUAAGCCACGGGUAAAUGAGGAUGCAAAUGUGAAGCUCAUCAGAGAACUCAGGGAAGAGAUUGAGAGACUGAAAGCCAUGUUGCUGAGCUUUGAAUUGAGGAACUUCAGUUCAUUAAAUGAUGAAAAGGAUGAAAAUCUGAAGGAACUAAUUCUGAGAAAUGAAUUAAAGAUAGACAAGCUGACUAAAGAAUGGACCCAGAAGUGGAAUGACUGGCAGGCCCUCCUGGAACAUUACAGUGUGGACAUCAACAAGAGGAGGGCUGGGGUGGUCAUUGACUGCAGUUUGCCACACAUGAUGGCCUUGGAGGACGAUGUGCUUAGCACAGGUGUUGUGCUGUACUACCUCAAGGAGGGGAUAACAAAAAUUGGAAGGAUUGACUCGGACCAAGAACAGGACAUUGUCCUUCAGGGUCCGUUGAUUGAGAGAGACCACUGCACAAUCACCAACACCUGUGGGGCAGUCAUUCUCCGGCCUGCUCAGGGGGCACGCUGCACAGUCAAUGGCCGUGAGGUCACUGCCUCCUGCCGUCUGACCCAAGGAGCUCUUAUAACACUGGGGAAAGCACAAAAGUUUCGAUUCUACCACCCAGCAGAGGCUGCUAUCCUGCGGCAGCAAAGGCAGGUUGGAAAGACUUUUGGUGGUAGUGGCUCUUUGGAAUGGCUGCACUUGGACGGGGAUGUCACUGCCUCCCGGCUGAGUCUCUACCCUUUACUUUGGAAGGAAAGGAGAGUACUGGAAGGGCAGUAUGAUGAGGAUCACCAGCCACUGAGGGAUGGAGAGAGAUCCCACAGAGCCCAGAUUCAGCAACAGCAGUGCUGUGUGGAGGCUUUGAGGCAACGAAUCCUAGCAGGACGGAUUACAGCUGAAAGGGAACUAGCAUUGAACCAGGCAUACAUCAGCCAGGAAACUAAAGACAACCAGCAGUGGCUGCUCAGAGAAGAAUCCUGGCUGUACAGCUUACAGGAACAGCAGCAACAAGAAGACUGUGGCACAGGGAAAGCAUUUGAGGCCUCUUUGGCACCUAAUGCUUGGCUUCAGACACAUCCUGAUACUCCACCAUCCCCACUGGUCCCCAAACAGAAGAGACUGGUGCAGCUGCAGCUCCUGCGGAGACACGCUCUUCGGGCAGCAGAAGGGAACAUCUGGCGUAAAAAGGUCUUAUUCCAGCUAGACAGAAGCAUCAGGAAGCAGAGGCUGCUGGAGUCCCAGAAGAGACUGGAGCAGUUCAGGGCAUUGUGCUGGUUCCAGGAUGACAGCAGACACAAGUCCCCAUGCUUGGCCCCCAACUCUAAUGCCACUGUCCCAGGGCCUCAACAUAGAAGCAAAUGGACAAGUUGCAGUUCUUUGAGCCUCCAAAGGCUCUACAGCCAGCACUUGCCCCACCUGCACAGGGUUUUUCUGAAUUGGGACCUCUCUACUAUGUUACCACCUAUGCCUGACCCAACUCAUCACAUAUCAGAGAAAAAUCCAUCAGAAUAUCAUUUUCCCCAGACCGCUGCUUACCCUCCAAAUACAAGGUGUCUCUGCAAAAAUGGCCUCCAUUCCCCAGGCCAGGCACAGCUGUAUACAGCUAGAGGAGCCUUGACCAGGAAGGGAGCCUCAACACCACACACCUGCCUCACUGUGAGCAGUGAGUCUGUUGAUAUUCAGGAAACGAAGAGAGUGGGUAAAUGGCCCUAUUGGAUGGUAUCUCGGGGCUUAACAAGUCUGUGCCAGUCAACCAACAAGCUAAAGCCAAGGGAAGGACCAAAGAUCCUCACCGCUACCUCCCAAACCAGAAAGGCUAAGGGACUAGUGGACUCUAGCAGCAGUACACAAGCUGGGUGGCAAAAAGAAGAGAACCUUGGGAUCCAUGAGGCUGCUAAGGGAACCAGUUGCAGUUUCUCCUAUCCCCAUGGACUCAGGGAGGCAGCUAGGCUUGGAAAAAUAGCCAAGACUUUUCAGGCAGAAUCCAAACCACCUCCAAACAGGGCAUUACAACAACAUCAGAGAGUGCCAGCAGCUAGGAUCAGAGACAUUGCCAAAAAGUCUUCUCAUUUGUCUAAUAGCAGUUCUUUAAAGAAACAAUGCAGUGUAGACGAUCCAGGCAACAUGACUUCACUUACAGAUUCCAGCCCAAUAGUAGAUUGUGCCAGAGAAAAAGAAAAUGAUUUAUCUGACACAGAUAGCAAUUACUCAGUAGAUUCUCUCUCCUUUGUCUAUGCCAAAUCUUCAUUGUUGAAGCUACUGAAACCAGAGGACCCUCGAGGAAAAUGGGAUCACCCAGAGCCAGAGAACUCCGAAAGUGACAACAGCCAAAUAUCUGAGGACUCAUUGACUGAGAAAGGGUACCAAAGCCCCAAAGAAAGUCCCCAGUCUAGUCUUCCCACCAACAACCAUGUCCACCCAAGGAACAGAGCUGGAUCCUCCGUACAGGACUUCACCACAUCCUCAGACUGUGGUCUACUUGCUCAUAGGAGCUUUUCCUUGGAUAGUCUGAUUAAUGCUGAGAAAGAACUGGGGGAAGGUCAACAAGGAGUAACUUUUCUUGAUUCAUCUGAUGAGAUGCCCACAGAGACGUUCUGGCACCUGCAGAAUCCCAUUCUGCCUAUAGUAGACCAAGAGGUAACAUGCAGACAUGGGUCCACCUACCACAGAACAGGAGCUAUGCUGAAUGCCAUCCUGCCAAUGAACAGUUCAUUUUACCUCAAUCCUGAGCUCCAGCUCCAUUGCAAGCAGCCUGAGUCACAUGUGGAGGUAAGCUACUCUGAACCAACUGACUCUCUCCAAGGCAUACAGGUGUCAAGAGGGAGCCCUCUGGUGUCCAUGGAUUCCUGGUUUUCCUGUGACUCUAAAAUCAAUCCCAGUUCUUUAUGUCCAAGUCCUGAUGUCCAGGAAGUUCAGCCCUGUGGUGAGGAAAGGCCUGGAUACUGGCUGAAUAUUGGAAAACUAAAGCCAUUAGGUACAGAAACAGUCCUCCAAUGUAGCUCAAAAUUUCCCCAAGGCAGUACUGAGCUGCCUUGCAAUGCAAGAGUUGUGUACCCAACCUCUACUUCUGAUACAUCCAAGUUGUCACUUUGGGAAGCUCAAAGUUUUCUCCAGCCAGCAGCUGAUGGCAGCUUUCAGGGCAUAAGUAUUACUGAUACAACGCAACAUGGCAGCUCUGAAGUUUCCCAUGAUUCUAGUGUGCCAACUGUGCUGGCUCCCUCUGCCGCCUCGUUCAUUUAUGUAGGCAGUACCCAUGAAGGGGACUGGGCUGCACUUCAGCAGAAGUACCUUCUUGAACUCUCUCAUCCUGUUUUGGAGGCUGUAGGAAAGCCCAGGCUAGCUUUCCCCUGCCCUGAGGAAGACUCUAGUUCCCUGGCUGAAGCUUCUGGAAAAGGAAAAGAUACUCGAUUGUCAGUUGGUUCUGGGUUAUCCACCAGUUCAGAUUUCAACAACUUUCCAAUCCAUCUAUCCAAAAUCAAGCAUUUGAGAGCAGAAAAAAACCAGGACAGUUUGAGAGCCAAAUUAGAAAUUGCUUCAGAUUUCCUUAGCACUAGUGAGAAAGAAGUGAGUUGUAAUGGAGCUUAUUCAGCAGACUUAGAAUCAUUGGCUUCCGGAUCAGAGAAAAAGAUACAAAAUUCUAUGAAAAAAACAUGUGAAAUUAAACAGAAUAACUUGAAAGAGAGCUUUAACAGUAGAAAACCUGGACUGAUAACUUCCUCUGAAGAGUAUUUCCUCCAGAAUAAUGCUUAUCACAAUAACAUCACUGUAUCCACCAAAACAGACCAUUGGCCCCAAGGCCAGGCUCCUCUCAGAAACAAUAGUACAGUUCAUCCAGAGCAAUUAAGUCAAAACAGCCACCACCACCUACAGAAAGAGAAAGUAGAUUGCCAAAAGAGCUCUAAGGAAGUAGUUGAAAGAUAUACAAAUGUUUCCUUUGCCUUUCCAUCAGGUCCAGAGCUGUACCUCCACUCAGCUCCCUGGAAUCCUUUCCCAUCUUCCCUGCAGCCACCUCCCUUGGAAACAUUCUACAUAACCAAAAGCAGGGAUGCCCUGACAGAAACUGCCUUAGAGAUUCCAGCUUACAGAGAAGUACACGUGCCUUCGCCACCCCCCAGGGAAGCCUGGGGCUUUGGUUACAACCACCAAGACCUUCAGGAAGCUUGUUUGAAGAAUGAUUUACCAGUGAUAUUUCAAAAUUCCAAGGUCGCCGCAUCUCAGCAGGUCACAGCAGAGAUGCCAGUUGAUCUGAAAACUAGGGAAGCUAUUGGAGAGUUAGGGAAAUGUGCUGGAAAUAUUAAAGAAGAAAGUCAUAAUUCAGUUUAUGUUUUUGUUACUCAGAACAGACAUUUUCUCCCUUCUACCAGCACAAAAGUAUAUGAAUCUAAAAAUCAAAUUGGAAUUUUAAGUAAAAAGCACAAUCUUCCAGCUCUGAAGGAGGGAAAAAAGGCCACUGUGCAGUCUCAUUGCAGUGUUUCUUCAGGUAGUUCUGUGUCUGGAAAACCUUUCUUUUUUGUUGGUGGAUCUGAAACAGGUGGGGAAGACGAGCAGAAUCAGAAUGCAGUCCUGCAGCAGAUUCAGGUCUACCUUGAAAAGGAUGUGGUAGGGGAAACUACUGUUUCUUCAAAGUUCAGAUCAGUGCAUCAUAGAGUAAGCAGCCAUAUCCUCAUGGCCCAGGAUGAGAGCCUAACCCAUAAGUGGGAAGGGAGGAAUGAAAUUGGGCUUCUUGGAAAAGCUUUUCACCCCAAAAACAUCCCAGAAGAGUUUAAGCUUCCAGGGAUAGAGUCUACCUAUGAAAGAUUUCAAUCAGUUACAUAUGCUCAAGAAAGAAAGCCCAGUGAAUGCAAGGGCCCAGGAGAGUCACAAGAAAUAUCAAACUACAAAGAAGAACCUUUGGGAAAGAAAAAAAAUGAAAGAAUUAGUAAUGCUGAUGAAAUGGCUAGGCUAAUUAGAAGUGUGAUGCAGCUAGAAAAUGACAUCUUAGAAAUUGAAUCCAAGCAGCUUCAUGCUUCCUCCACACCAGGUAUCAGUAAGGAGUUUGUGUUCCAGGACCAAAGAGACCAGGAGAGUGAUGACCAUGUUCUGAGGCCAGGCAGCUCUGGAAACAAUUUGUCCUUCAAAGAUCAGCCAUCUUCUCCAAGACAGGCAGAUGGAAUUAUUUUUAAUGAUAGUGAAACUAGGGAAAUGGAGGUAAAUAGUCCUACUGUGGAUGAUCCUCAGGCACAGAGAAUCACCCUGAGUCCCUUGAGUUCAAGGGAAUGUGUAAAAGAGAGUCAGUCUGUAAGAGAGCACACCUACCUAGCUGGAUUAGACAGACCUGCUAGGAAUACAUGUGAUUCUUUAGGAAAAGACUCAACUCACAGAGAGUCUACCAAUACUUCUCUUCACCCAAGGAGAAUGAAAACAUUGACUAGAGUGCUGUCCUUGCAGCCCAGGCCAGAAAGGUUUGAAAAGGGUGAUGAGCUGGUAGAUGCAUCAGCAAACCCCAAAGAGCAACCUUGGAACUUAGGAAAUCUUGAAGAACUGGAGACUAUGAAAGGGUUUUUGGAAAGCCAAAUUGCCAGACACCAAAGUAGUUCCAAGCCAGACAGACCAAAAGCUCAAGGUAAAAUUGAAGAAAUGGCCAUGCAAAAGGAAGGGAGCCUACAAGAUGAAAAUAAUAUGGUGUUAUCAACUCAGAAACAUCCUAGUUCAAGCCAGCACCCUAUGGGCACAUUUUUCAACCAGGAGACUAUCUUCCCAUUACUGAGCCAAACAGAUUUCUCUACAGCUCCUUCUCACCAAGAUCUGAGCAAUACCUUGCCCUUGCAUUCUCCAAGACUGCCAAGAAGUUAUAUUCAUUCCUUUGUUACUGAAGAAGGCAUCUCUUCAUUUGAGUAUGUGCUGAAUCCUACAGUAUUGAAAAUUCAUAACAGUCCCUUAAUAACUGAAAUUGAUUAUCAGAACCAGAGUGGAGAGACCAGAAGCCACAGCCCUCAGGGAAAUGAUAGAGGGGGCUCUGCCAUGGAACACUCUGCUUGGUGUGGAUCUGUGAUACAUAGAGCCAUGGGAUCUCAUGGUCAGUCUAGUGCACCAGAGAACACUCCCCCAGGGACAGAGGACAGAAUAACAGCAAGCACCAGCCCCCAACACCAACAAGGGGAACUCAGAAUCACUUUGAUGGGAUUGAGUACUCAGGAAGGUUUUGGUUCUGAAGUUGAGGCAGCUAUCCAAAAAGAAAUACGAGCCAGUUCCUUGAACAGUAUCUCUAGGCAGUUUGAAAAGAGGGUCAGCUUCUCCUUAGAAGAGAACAGUGACCAAGGCAAAGGGGCAAGGCAAAAGGCAGAGAAGGAGUCUGAGGACCCAGGCUUCCCUACUAGUGGGGCUUGUUUAGCACCUGUUUCCCUGCCUAGGGUGGCUGAUCCAGAGCCCAGGCAGUCAGAGCAUUCUGUCCCUAUAUCCAUGUGCCUGGCUAUCUUGGAGGAGGUCAGGCAGGCAAAGGCCCAGAGAAAGCAACUUAAUGACUUUGUGGCUGGGGGGACAGUCCUUCCUUGCUAUGAAACUUCACUAGAACCUGAAUGUUCUUCAGGGGCCACUGGCAGGCAGUGUAAGCAAAUGGACCAGUUAGUGUCGGAUGGGAUCAGGAAUGAGGGUGAAGCACAGGCAUUGCAUGUAGCAUCUCUGUCUGCUACACCAAGACAUCUGUUGACUGAUGAAGGGAAAUCCCAAGCCAUACCCCUCUGUGAAAACAGCUUUCCAUCUCUGCCCAACACUGAAACUAACAGAGGGCCACAGCAUCCUUCACAGGCUUCCUCUCAUGUUGCCCCUGCUUUGGACAAAGGGCAUUGUACUAGAGAACUGAGACAUGUCCUUGGAGCAAGUGAACAGUUUAUAUGUCACCCUGGUUCUCCUGAAAUCACAGAGAAAAAGAAAGAAGCAUCCAGAACACCUUCCUAUGCUGAUCCUUUGGCCUGCAGUGGGCUUUUUUCACCAGCUGUAGAGAGAGACAGAAGAGUGGGAUCAGAAAAAGCAGUGUCUGUCUUUUCUUCUCAGGCCCCUUGUGAUGAUCCUGGGUUGAUUCUGCAUGAACAAAGUCAGUCAGCUGCAGGGGAGACUGCAGAGGACUUGUCUUCUGGCAUUCAGGACAGCAGCCCAGAGCAGGAACUUAAAACUCAAGGCACCACAUAUGAAGGAGGCUUGGAUAACUUCUCUGUGAGUGCACAGGGAAAAAAAGCAGCUCAUUUUGAAAGUCAGUCUGUGAUCUGUAAUGUUCAGAAUUCUUUAAGCUGCUUAGGGCCUAAGCAAGACUAUGUCCAAUGCCCCGAGGUUUCCAAUGGCUCAGAAGAAGGGAAAGCAAGUCCAAAACUACAUGCUGUUCUGCCUGGAGGCCUGAGAAGCAUUGAACUGGAAGCUCCCACACAGCAGCCUGAGAAGUGGAAGGGGAAUGUUGGGUCUGGGCUGGCCGAAACCUGUAGGUUUGGCAGCAUAAAUCCCAGGUCAACCCCAUUGCAAGAUCAAAGACCUUGCAGAUGCCCAGAGGAAACCAGAGAUCCCCUUGUCUUCUCAGGGAACACUGAAAACAGCAGGACUCUCAGUUCAUCUAGAGAAGAAGAAGAGAGCAGAACUGUUCCUUGCCAACAACUCUGCAAUUCGCAACCCAUUGCUACUCAUGCCUCUCCCUCCCAUUGUUCCAUUUCAUUGGUUUAUAGAGAUGGUGACCUGGAGAAAGGAAUUCCCAAGGCUGCCCUACAUCCUAUCCACCCACCCUUCAUAGUAGCUUCUAGGGUCUGUGAAAUGCAUCAGAUAGGAGAGAGUUCUUCUAAAGAAUCCCAUGUGCUCUUGGCACAUGGCCUUGAGCCCAAAGGCUUUCAUAUGGAACUUGGGCCAAUAGACAGCCCCAGUUUUGAGCCCUCUACUAGAACAUCUGUUCUAUCUUUAGCUCAAAGUUCCAGCUCCCUUUCUACCCCUGAUAUAAGGACAAGUUCCCUCAUCCACUCAGCUGCUGAAGGAAGUUCAAGGUCCAUAGGGAAUCAAGAAGAAAAGCUUGCUGAGAAAGCUAGCCCAGAAGUUGAGGUUGUCUCUUUCCCAGCAGCCAUGUACUCUGAGCCACUGAGGAAUCUGAAAGAUAGCUCUGUAUGUGGCCACAAUGUGCAGGCAUCUCAAAUGAAGCCAGAAACACUUGCAACAACUCACAGACCACACACCCUAAAUUUAAAUGAGAGCUCAGUUGAAAGUGAGCUGGUGGUUGUAGAGCCACAACUCAAAUGUUUAAGAAAAACCAUCAGAUGCCUUUCAGAAAAGCUACAGUCUUCCGCCGAGUCCAGGGAUCACAACUGCUCGAAUCCUCCUGCCAAACUUGUAACAAGGUUAAAACCUAUCUGCUAUCCUCAGAUUGACAGUCUUUGGGAGGAGGAAGAGCAGCAGAAAGAUCAGGCUUUAGGAGGUAGUGAAGACCCUAUCCAGGUCAGGAAUUCCCCACCCUCUAAUGAAGGUGAUUUGGACAGCUGUCACACUAGCAGUGCUAGAAGAGAGGAGAUGUCUGUCCCCAAGACUCCUGAAUCCCAGACUUCCUUAUCAGCCUUUGAAGACCUAGCUUUUGCUCCUCUGGAGCAAAGUAAAGUUCCACAGUCUGCUGCCCAGAGGCCUAGCCAGCACUGCUUUGAUAAGGAGCAACUAGCUCCCCACCGUAAGUGCUCACUUCCUGUAAUUGCAGUUUUCUCUGGCCCCAAACACUCCAAGUCCUAUCCCAGACCCCAGUUCUCUGUGGUCAGCUCAUCUCGAUCUCUUCAGGAGCUGAACUUGAGUGUGGAGCCUCCGUCCCCUAUAGAUGAAGACGCAUCAGGGCCUAAUAUAUUGUGGGACCCACAUCUCAAGACCUAUUCCUUGGAAAAUCAGGUGUCAAGAAUGUCUACAAAGGCUGAGGUUUGUAGUCAGAAAGUUUCAUCUAACUUGGACAAUGGCCAUGCUGAUCACAGACCCCCGAAACCUUCCACCCCUCCCUACCCAACGUCUUCCACACGCUCAUGCAUGCCAACCCCUGAUUUAAUGACCGGCUGGAUGUCUAGUUCUUUGGAACAGGCCCAACAAGGGAAGCCAGAGAAAUUGGGUAUCCAGAUUAGGCCAGAGAAUUGGUACUCUCAGAUGGACAAAGAAAUGUUGCACUUUGGUUCCAGUGAUAUCAAUCCCUGCCUUCUACCCUGGUGUCCAGAGGAACCUGUACACAUUGGUUGGAAACAAUAUGUCUUUGGUAGUGCAGUCGAUGUCUCCUGCACCCAGAAACCCCAUGGCCUGAUACCAUCAAAUGUGGCCAGGUGCUCCAGCAUGGACAGUGACUUAGAAGAACAGAGCUCCCCCUUCCACUCUCACCUCAGUACUUUUGCCAAAACCCAGGACUUGUCAAGCACACACAGCAGCACUGAUAAUAUCCAAGGUUCAAAUGAGGCCUGGGAAGUAUGCAGUUCCUUGUUUCCCUUGAGGGACUCCCACGUUCUUACAGGCCGUGAAGGACUAGCCCCCAUUUUGGGUUCUGACAAGAAAACCCAGUUCAAGGGCACCAUUGAUGAAGCAGGCUGUCUGAGGAGUGAGCACACCCUUCCUUCAGCUGAAGGAAGUUCUGCAGGUCUACUUGAUGAGAUUGUGUUGCUGUAUCCACCGGAGGCAGACUGUCCUGUGGGACUGACCAGAACGAAUACCUUUGAGCAAGGCACACAGACUCUGGGCUGCAGGCUCCCCUGGAGCUGUGCCAAUAUCUCCUCUGCUCAGCCUGAUGCCAGUACAGGGUCAGCCUCUGACCUGACCUCCUGGACCAGCAUGCACAACCUAUCUCUCCACCUCUCACAACUCCUGCACAAUACCUCAGAGCUACUUGGGAGUCUCUCUCAGCCAAGUGUGGGCAAAAAAGAACAGAGCACCAGAAGAAACACACCAGAUGAGGCCCCACAAGCCCUUAUGAUGGAUGGUACUACUCAGACCACUGUGGAUGAGGAAAUCCAGACUGACCUGGCCUUAUCCCCUCUGGACCUCCAAACCUCUGAAGCCAAAUCUCAGGAAGUCAGUGUGAUCCUUCAAGUUCUGGGCUCAGAUAUUUCAGCCAUGUCUCAACAGAAGGAAAAUAUCCCAGAGACACUUCAGAGUACAGAGGCAGAGGAAACAUCAUGGAAAAUGGCAGUACCCCCAGAUCUUCAUGAGGAAAGCACCCACCAUAGGCUGCAGAGCCCUCUAAUACCGUUAUCCCACAAAAGGGAGGUACUGUCCAACCUGCCUUCUAUAAGCCCACCAGCAUCUCCCAAUGCUUCCUUGCCUCCCAGUUCCCAGCCAGAGGAAUCUUCUUGCAUGGUUGUCAAUAGCCCCAACUGCAGCAUCUGUCUUACCCCUGGCCUCUUCCCCAGUACUUCAGGGGGGUCCAACCAGGAACCUGAGGUCCAGGAGAAGCUGAGCCCUGGGAGUGCCUUGAUGGUGGACAGGGCCUCUUCUCCAAUCCUCACAUUUAGUGCUAGCACACAAGAGUCAGGUCUGCUCUCAGGUGCUCUGAUUCUUUCUGCUCCCUCUGAUUAUGCUCUUGAAAGCCACCAGAAGCUGGACUCCAGCCCAGACCUUGUCUUUGGUGCUCCAAGACCUCCAAUGGAUAAUUAUUCUCAAACUGCUGAUAAGUUAGGUGGCUCCCAGAGAGUUGAGACUCUGGGUAGAGAAGGCACAAGUUCCUUAAGAAGGAGUAAUGAGAGCUUGUUCCUUGAGUCAAACUCUCCUUGCACCACACAGCAGAGUCCCAGACUCCAAGUUAGCCUCUUAGGGAAGCCCCCUCAGCAGCUGCAGCCCAGGGCCACCACUGAGGUCCAAAGUAGACUGCCACCUCUACCACCAUGGGACAAGAGCCAGAGGCUGGCCAAUAGCUUUGUGCCUGAAGAGGUGGCUUCCCCAGAGCAUAGCUUGCUGAGCACUAGGGGGCCAAGUCCGUGGCAGAGCAAUCCAGAAAAUGAAGGGGAGAAUUCAAUACUUCUGGUGGAGCCACAGCCUACUCUGAACCUCGCCUCUUCAAGGAGAAGCCUCCAGCACUUCAGCCCUCAUCCUGUCUCUGAGUUGACUGAUACUGCAAGCCUUCAAGGUUCUAAUGUGGACCAACCUCAGGCUUGCCAACCUGAGGGGAUGCCAUGCCCCAGUUCCCAGGCAUGCAUUGCCCCCCAGCGUUGCAGCCUGAGGGACCUCCUGGUACAUAACAAACUUAGUAACUGGGAUGGGGUUCAGAAUGACUCUUUUGGGGAAUUGAGUGUAAGCAAGGAACUGGGGGCCAUCACUGAUCUCAGCCCUGGGGAGCAGAUUCAGAAGCCCCCACAACCUCCUGAUGACCAGAGCCAGGAUCCUGAGUGGUCCCAGAGGGAGCAGAUUCCCCUACAAGUUGGAGCCCAGAAGCCGUCACUCAGCCUGGAACUCACAGAAGCAAAACUGCACCAUGGCUUUGGGGAGGCAGAUGCACUGCUUCAGGUGCUGCAGAGCGGAACAGGGGAGACACUUGUUCCUGAAGAACGUAUGAUGUCCACCUGGGAGGAGCUCUAUGCUAGGCAAAAAAAAGCCAUCGAGACCCUCAGGAGAGAGCGGACUGAGCGACUUCAGAACUUCCGCAGGACAAGAAGCCCCCCAAAACAACUGAGCCUCCUACCCAGCAGGGAUCUCCUGACCCACAACUUUGACUUGCCCAGCAGGCGCCGAGAAUACCUGCAACAACUGAGGAAGGAUGUUGUAGAGAUCACCAGGAGCCCUGAGUCAGCAUCAAGGUCUGCUCCCUCACCCUCUGACAUUGAUCUGAUGCUGCGCAACUAUCAGCGGGCCCGUGAGGAGGCCAAGUCGGAAAUUGCCAAGGCACGGGACAGAUUGAGGGAGCAAACUGAACAAGAGAAGUUGAGAAUCCGUGAGCAGAUCAUCUCCCAUCUGCUGAGGGAAGAAGAAAGACUACACACCUUGGCCAACUCCAGCUCUCUAUGCACCAGCUCCAAUGGAAGCCUCUCUUCUGUUGUCACUUCUGGUUACAAUAGCAGCCCGGCCCUGUCAGGCCAGCUCCGGUCCCCAGAGAGUGUGGGGGACUCAAACUUGCCUGAUUCCAGAGACACCUGGAUAGGGGAUGGGCAGGCCCAUUCUGCAGUGAGGAACCUGUAUUUGGCUGGAUCUGUCUGGAAGAAUUCAGCUUACCGCUAUAGAACCUCCUCGGGCAAUUGCCGCUGUUUUCCAUCCAGCCCAUCCAGCUUCUCCUCUUCUUACCAGGAUUUGGCCAAACACAUGGUAGAUACUUCCAUGGCUGAUGUAAUGGCUGCUUGUUCCAAUAAUCUACACAAUCUCUUCAGCCGCCAGGCAACAGCUGGCUGGAACUAUCAGGGUGAAGAGCAGGAGGUGCACCUUUACUAUAAGGAGUUUUCUUCUACUCGGCAUGGCUUCCUAGGUGCAGGUGUGGUGUCCCAGCCACUAUCUCAUGUAUGGGCAGCUGUGAGUGACCCUACCCUGUGGCCCCUGUAUCACAAGCCCAUUCAGACAGCAAGGCUACAUCAGCGGGUGAACAAGAGCAUCAGCCUAGUGUACUUGGUGUGCGAUACCACCGUGUGUGCACUGAAGCAACCACGGGAUUUCUGUUGUGUCUGCGUGGAAGCCAAAGAGGGGCACCUGUCUAUCAUGGCAGUUCAGUCUGUAUAUGACACGUCCAUGCCAAGACCCAACAGAAAAAUGGUCCGAGGGGAAAUACUGCCCAGUGCCUGGAUCCUGCAGCCUGUCACCAUGGAAGGGAAAGAAAUUACCAGAGUCAUUUACUUGGCACAGGUAGAACUGGGUGCACCAGGCUUCCCGCCUCAUCUCCUGAGCUCCUUCAUUAAGCAGCAACCACUGGUUGUGGCCAGGCUAGCUUCCUUCCUUGGUAGUUAGCACCACACCAGUGAGAUGGUGCUGCUGAGAUGCAGGCCCAGGAUGCUCCAGAAAUGCUAUGGCUGCUCCUCCUUAACUGUUAGCAACCUGAGAUGAGAAGAAACUGAGGCUACCUGUAGUGGCAGACUACACAGACAGCACUAGCCCAGGGUUGCCAGGAAAGCCCUGUCUCAGUACUCAAGUCACCUCUGCAGAACAAGAAGCCUGAGCUCCUGGCCCUUGCUGUCCAGAGAGAAUGAAGCUCAACUCACUUUUUGGAUUUCUCACCUUUAUUUCUCAUUUCUGGGACUAUGACACAGGCCUCUCAAGGACCAGAGUUGGGCAUAAUCAGCAGAGCUGGGGAACUGCAGGGCUUUGGCAAGAUGCCUUCUUAGUUCGGCCCAGCCCUCAGGUUGAUGGGAAGGCAAGCAGCCACUGGCCAAGACUCCACUCUGGAGCUGCCUCCAGUGUUCAGCUCCACCGUAUAGAAUAUCACAAAGGACCAGAACAGAAAAAAGGCUUAAAAAAUCAGCUGCACAAAUCACAACACAGACUCAGAAUCUUUUCUCCAAAUACUAUUCAUUUUUGCUUUUUCCCCCUUCCCUUUCCUAGGAGAGGAUAUUUGGGUCUUUGCAGCAGUCAGGAGUGUUAAGCACUGCUGCUUCAGAGCACUUCAGGGUUCAGGAAGAUGGGAGAGCAGCGUAGACACAGCCUGGACAGAUUUCAGGUUGGGAUGUGGGCCCUGGCCCUUUGAGGACUGGUGGUGGGUGGGGGUAGCCAGAUGAUUGCUACUGACAAGGCAAGAGGGAUUUCAAUGAGAUUAAAAAAUGACCUCUGAAGAAGGAAGAUAAAUGAACUGGAAGAGGAGGUAAGCAAUUUGUCAGGAGGAAACUUGAUUGCAGAGACCUUCCCUUCCCUUACCCAGAGGUGAGUCCCUUGAGCUACUGCUCUGGCCCUACCAAUUCUAGGAUGGAUGAAGGGUGGAUUCAGUUUUCUUGUAACUUAGCCUGGCUGAAUUUGAGCUCUGAAGAUUCUGUAUGUUUACCUAGAGGUGACAGGGACGGGAGAAAUUCCCAUUUAAUUUUCUUGCCCCAAAUCUUUGGUAAAAGAGGAUAAUUGUAUGGGGAUUGAGAUGUGGUUAAAAGGGUAAAUUUCUGUACAGUGCA
This is a messenger RNA of Urocitellus parryii (Arctic ground squirrel), 15204 nucleotides long. It is a transcript of the gene Stard9, whose product is annotated as StAR related lipid transfer domain containing 9. NCBI's taxonomy places the organism in Eukaryota, Metazoa, Chordata, Mammalia, Rodentia, Sciuridae. Gene Ontology annotation, cellular component: nucleus; centriole; cytoplasm. Gene Ontology annotation, molecular function: microtubule binding; microtubule motor activity; lipid binding. Gene Ontology annotation, biological process: spindle assembly; microtubule-based movement. The record is from RefSeq and is a predicted model, not a curated record.